CACAGGGAACACACUUGCAAGUGUCUCCUGUUGACAUGACAGAUUCUCCUGGUGGUUCACACAAUGUUCAAAAGGCACAAAUCCCUUGCUUCAGGACGCAAGAGAGAAUUGUUUUCUCAAGGAGCUACACGGUCCAUAUUGAAGAAUGACAUGAGAAAUUUUCACUCUGUGUCACAAUUUGUACUCUCAGCAGGCCCUCUAAAAUCAAUUCCAGCAGUUAAACAUUCAAAAACUGUUCACUUUGAGAUUGAAAUACUUGAUGCUCAAACAAGAAAGCAGAUAUGUAUUGUGGAUAAGGUGACAGUGAUAAGUACCUUGCUAAAUCCAAAGGUCAAUUUUCAUAGAGCCUGUCCAAAAUGGUACCCUUCCCGAGUUGGCCUGCAGUUAGAACAUGGUGGGCCUUUUUUAAAGGACUACAUAACCAUCCAAAGCAUUGCAGCUUCCUCCAUGGUCACACUCUAUUUUACAGACCUAGGUCAACAGGUCAGUUGGACGACAGUAUUUUUGGCUGAAUACACAGGACCUCUGCUAAUAUAUCUCCUCUUUUAUUUGAGGAUCCCAUAUAUAUACGACACGGAAGAGAGCUCUAGAAGGUUACGCCACCCAGUGGUACACUUGGCAUGCUUUUGUCAUUGUAUACACUACAUCAGAUGUCUCUUGGAAACCUUAUUUGUUCACAAAGUUUCUGCUGGACAUACACCUUUGAAAAAAUUGAUAAAGGGCUGUGCAUUUUACUGGGGAUUCACUUCUUGGAUUGCUUACUACAUUAAUCACCCACGGUAUACACCACCAUCAUUUGGAAACAGGCAAGUCACAAUAUCUGCUAUCAAUUUUCUGAUUUGUGAAGCUGGAAAUCAUUUCAUCAAUGUAUUGUUGGCCCAUCCAAAUCACACAGGAAAUAAUGCCUCUUUUCCAAGUCCAAAUUGUAACCCUUUCACAUGGAUGUUUUUCCUGGUUUCAUGUCCUAACUACACCUAUGAGAUUGGAUCAUGGAUUAGUUUCACAGUCAUGACACAAACCCUGCCAGUUGGGAUUUUUACACUUCUGAUGAGUAUCCAGAUGUCUUUGUGGGCACAAAAGAAACAUAAGAUUUAUUUGAAGAAAUUCAGUUCUUAUAUGCACAGGAAAUCAGCAAUGAUUCCAUUCAUAUUGUAAGAAAAACAUCUCAUACAUAAAAGCAGUAUAUAAACUUACUAAAUGAGACUUGGUAAAAGUUGGUUGACUAUUACGUUCCAUAAAUUUACAACAGUAUUUUUACUCAGUAAAAAUACAAAAUGGUAGAAUCCACUUAUAUUUAGAGUAAUAAACUUGAAGCAAAUGAAAAGUAGAAAUUAUAUGUAUGAUUAAUGAAAAAUAGCACUUUUGCAAGGGAUUGGUCCUUGAAUAAGAUUUUCGUACUUCAUUAAAUAUUUCACAAUAGUAUUUGCAUAAGACAAUUAAAAUAUCUGGAUUCUAAAGUAAGUAUUUUUAAAAGUUGGGACAUUAAAUCACUUGAAUUUUGUACAUUAUUUUGAUGGUAAUUUAAUUUUUCCUUUAUUGUUCACUAUUGAGAAGUAGCAAGUAUGUUUUUGUUUCAAUUUCUUGUGAAAAUUCUACCUAUAUUAAAAGUGAAGUACUUGUAAUCAGCACAUAAACUACCUUUAUAUAUAAACAUAUAUAUAUAUAUAUAUAUAUAUAGAGAGAGAGAGA
Messenger RNA from Manis javanica (Malayan pangolin), 1689 nucleotides. The record is from RefSeq and is a predicted model, not a curated record. Lineage: Eukaryota; Metazoa; Chordata; Mammalia; Pholidota; Manidae.